This is a messenger RNA of Megalops cyprinoides (Indo-Pacific tarpon), 2520 nucleotides long. It is a transcript of the gene maf1a, whose product is annotated as MAF1 homolog, negative regulator of RNA polymerase III a. Bases 733 to 1473 code for a protein of 246 amino acids. The record is from RefSeq and is a predicted model, not a curated record. The transcript is spliced from 7 exons. Gene Ontology annotation, biological process: negative regulation of transcription by RNA polymerase III. Lineage: Eukaryota; Metazoa; Chordata; Actinopteri; Elopiformes; Megalopidae. Gene Ontology annotation, molecular function: RNA polymerase III core binding. Gene Ontology annotation, cellular component: nucleus.
GUGAAAGGAAGCUGGCAAACUAACGUUCGUAAAAUUCAGAGAAGAUAUAGCUAGGUCAAAAUAACAAAAUCAGGUUGUUGUUGUUUUUCAAAUCAGGGGUUGCUGCCAAGGCGAAGGCUUUAAAAAGCCUGGGAUUUAAAUUCAAAUCCUGAUUAAAGAGCUGGGAUGAAGAAUUUUGUGUUUAAUUUCAGUUUAUUUAAUGGCAGGUAUUGGAAAUUUCACAGUAAAAAGGAAGAUAUUUUUAUUAGACAUCGAAGUGUCUCAAGCCAUCGACGGAGAUCGUUACCGCAUCCGUAAAUUUGUAUUUUAUGACAUUUUUCUUGCAGGCAGAAAGUCUGAAAUAUUUUGCUGUUGUUGAAUAGUAGCGGCUGUUACCUACGAUCUUUACGGCAGAAGGGUUUGCUGAAGUCGGUUGGAUCUAAAUUUAGUACGCGGCUUAUCAUAGAGGAGUAGGCCCAGAAGUUGCAGUGUGGUCGUAUCGAUUAAAGUUAAAACCUUGCAAUACAGCUGAAUUUUCUAUUAUCGAUAGCUAUAGGUAGGUAGCUAUAUAAAACAAUUUCAGGAGAAUCUGUCAGUUUGACAAUGUUGAAGAAUUUCCAAAUACGACUUGUUCGCGUUGUUGACAGCUAGGUAGCAGGCUAGCUAGCUUACAUCGACUAAAUUGCCCUGUUAUCGGUGUGUGAGUUUAUAGUUUAUGUAGUAAAACGCAGUAUCACUCAUAUAGUUUAAGAUAUGAAACUCCUGGAAAAUUCGAGCUUUGAAGCCAUAAACUCCCAACUCACAAUUGAAACGGGGGACUGUCAAAUAAUAGGACGGAUUGAGAGCUACUCCUGCAAAAUGGCAGGCGAGGACAAGCAGAUGUUCAAGCAGUUCUGUCAGGAGGGGCUGCCGCACGUCCUGGAGGCCCUCUCCCCUCCUCAGACCUCAGGGGUCAGCCCCAACAAGUUGAGUCAAAGCCAAAGUGGGGAUGAGGGGGAAGGUCCCCUCUCUGACAAGUGCAGCCGGAAGACUCUGUUCUACCUGAUCGCCACCCUCAACGCCUCCUUCCGUCCCGACUAUGACUUCAGUCGUACAAAGAGCCAUGACUUCAGCAGGGAGCCUAGUGUUAACUGGGUGUUCAACGCUGUGAACAGCAGUCUGUCCUCGGCUGCCGGGGGAGAGUUCAGCCGACUCCAGCCUCAGCUGUGGCAGGCCAUCGAUGAUGAGAUCUGUCUCUCCGAGUGUGACAUCUACAGCUAUAAUCCAGACCUCGAUUCUGACCCGUACGGAGAAGAGGGGAACCUGUGGUCUUUCAACUACUUCUUCUACAAUAAGCGGCUGAAAAGGAUAGUGUUCUUCACGUGUCGUUCAGUCAGUGUAUUCAUGGCCCCACGAGACUCAGGCAUUGGCAAUGACCUGGACCUGGAAUUAGAGGAGGGCAGCUGUGAGGAAGAGUACAUGGAUGAGGAAAGGUGCGGUGCUCUGUGCACCUGAUGGUGCAGUGGCUAGAGGCAUGCGAUUGGUUGGAGUCCCAAGGCUCCGUGUGAAGAUGCCAUUAGAGAUCUAGUUCACUGUUGUUACUUUCACCACCCGUUCAGCUUCCCUUAUUGCCCUGUACUUCAUUGGUUUCUCUUUCCUGUUGUGUUGAGGAGCCUAUUUUAGCUGUUUCAGGGUAAUGUCGUUAUACCGAUGUAUGUUACUGAAACGAGAAGUCGUUUCGAUACGGAAUUUUCAUUCGUUUUUUUUUUUCUUUUGCACUACUCCGUCUCAUAUUGUUCCUUUUGUUUUGACUAUCUCCAACAACACAGUGUGAGUCUCAUUAGUUUCGUGUGUGAUAUUUUGGAAAUUUUUCUUGUUGGUACAGACAGUGCCACUGCAAGAAACGCCAGUGUUUCCAAAAAAUUCCAAAGGCAAAGAUCCUUUUCUCUGUGAAAAUCCGCAUAUGUUCUACCUGGUAGGCACCAUAUGUCAUUUGGAUGAGCACAGUCAUUUCAGUUUGUCCACCUUAUGUUGUUGUUUCUAAUUAUUUACAAGGAUUUAUUUCUGUUUAACAGACUUAAUCAUUCCAUUUUGCUUUGGCCUUGUAUAUACAUCACAAAUGUAUACAUUCUGUUUGAGUGUUUUGACUUUUUGAAAGGUGGCUGUGAAACAUGGUGAUGUUUUACGUGGUGUAGACCUUCAGCGCGGUGCCGUGCAUUAGGGCAAUAUUACUUGCUGUUUGGCAUGUUGGACACUAGGUGUCACUAGUCCCACACCAAGUUGGGUUGCUAUAGUCUGUCUUUUUUGGAGGGUAGUAAGAUUUUAUUUCAAAAAGCCAGUUCAGCAACUAGCUGACUGGCUCUCAGGAUUUGUUGCUCCCUGAUUUCAAAUCAGUUAAUUGCAGCACCUCUACAAUUGUUUCAAAGAUGAGUGAUUUAAAGUAUGAUCUAUAUAACCCUCAGAUUAAAACUGCACAUCCUGCUUUUACAGAUGGCACUCAUCUGAAUUGGGUCUAUAUCCAAUUAUAUAUAGUAUAUAUACAUACCAAAAGUUAGAAUAAUU